UUUUUUUUGCAACAAAAAAACCAAAAAUAAUAUGAAUGUGUGAGUGAAAAGGUGUUAGAUUUGGAUGAAAUUUAGUAUAUAUACUUAUUAGGUCCAAAGGUAAGAUUAGACACAGAAACUGGUUGAGAAACUGAAGUAAUGAGUGAAUGUUGUAGGGGAAAUAUUGUACAAGGUUUUCUUAGCAAAGUAGUCAUUGAUUUUAUAUUUCAACAUUUUAGAAAGUAAAACACAGUCAAACCUCAUUCUAUUAACAGAUUUUGAGGCGAACAGAUAUUAAAUUAUUCUUAAAAAAUAUCAAUUUUUAUUUUUGGAAAAGAAUCUUAGAAAAGGAAAGUUUGAAAUUCAAAAUUGUGUAAACUCGUCUUUGGUUUUGGAUAGUUUUUCAGUAUUUAAAGAUGGGCAGAUCUUUCGAUGACAAGCGGAUUAAAAAAGAUAAAUCUAAUGGUAUUACCACGCCACUAAAAGGUGCCACGCCUAUAGAUCCCGUGCCGCUAGAACCCACGCCUGAGUCCAAGUCCCUGGACAUAACGCCACUUGAUCAGGUCAAUUGGGAAAAAGUGCAGCGAGAGAUUCGCUUAAAGGUGGCGGAGGCAAUGGAGGGCUUUUACAGUAUGCACUCCAAGGCGUGGGUGAAGAUGCAGCAACUUAUACAGGAGGAACUUUUGCCCAAACUAGAGAGAAAUGCAAUGGGGGACCUCAAGGAGAUUACGGAACUGAUGCGGCGGUUGAUAGUUCGUGUGGAAAAUUUGCGAUCAGACUUUGAACUUCACUGGGAUAUGGAAACUUCAAAAAAGAAUAGAAAGAGUACACAGAAAAAGGAUGAUAUUCAAAGUCUGGAACCUUAUUUCUUCGAUGUCAUCUAUCAAAAUCCCCGCUGUAUUAGCAGGGCCACCAGCGAAAGGGAGUUUCUUCGAGAGAGUAGUCCUCAAUCUGAGGAUGAAAGCACUUUAGAGGAACACCAGCUAUUCCAGUUCCAGGUGAAUCAAGCAUUUGUGAAGAAGUCAAUGAUAUCCAUGUACCUCAAUCGAAAAAGUUGCUACUGUCCAAUUCAUAAUCGUACGAAAAGGAACCAUGGACCUAUACAUCAGCCCCGCGAUCUGGUUGAUAUUUACGACUGACCUACUUGGUUGGUCUUUCCCCUACAGUAGAACGAGCUUUUCCAGUCGUUAUUAACAGGAUGAUUCGUGAAAAGUGGAUAGUUUUCAUAUCCUGUUCUUGAGGUUUAAAUAAGUUUUUAAAAAAAUAUACAAAUUGUUUGGUGAAAA
Messenger RNA from Drosophila eugracilis, 1265 nucleotides. RefSeq lists its product as uncharacterized. The coding region runs from base 396 to 1118 and encodes 240 amino acids. NCBI's taxonomy places the organism in Eukaryota, Metazoa, Arthropoda, Insecta, Diptera, Drosophilidae. The record is from RefSeq and is a predicted model, not a curated record. The transcript has a single exon.